This is a messenger RNA of Musa acuminata AAA Group (dessert banana), 1548 nucleotides long. Its product is annotated as protein ROOT HAIR DEFECTIVE 3-like. Gene Ontology annotation, cellular component: endoplasmic reticulum. Gene Ontology annotation, molecular function: GTP binding; GTPase activity. The transcript is spliced from 14 exons. The record is from RefSeq and is a predicted model, not a curated record. Bases 254 to 1372 code for a protein of 372 amino acids. NCBI's taxonomy places the organism in Eukaryota, Viridiplantae, Streptophyta, Magnoliopsida, Zingiberales, Musaceae. Gene Ontology annotation, biological process: endoplasmic reticulum membrane fusion.
ACUUUUCCUCAUUUACUUUAUAUUCUUGAUCGGUCCGUCGACAUCCCCCUCUCUUCUUCGCCGUGGCCGCCUUCGACUCCUCUCUCGCACCCGUCUCGCGAGGAAGCCUCCCUCGACGAUCUUGUCUCCUCCCAAUCGCAGCCAAUCCCUCGUCGGUAUCGUCUUCCUUUCUUCCCUUCCCCCCUCCCAAUUCGACGUUCUUGGUUCUUUCCCAUUUCGUUUCCUCCGUAUUUGAUGCGUGCAUCAACCCGAAAUGGAUGAUGAUUGUUGUUCUGCCCAACUUAUUGACGGAGACGGAGUGUUCAAUGCUGCUGGGCUUGAACAUUUUAUGAAAACAGUGAAGCUGGCUGAGUGUGGCUUAUCCUAUGCCGUGGUGUCUAUAAUGGGUCCACAAAGCAGUGGGAAGAGUACACUUUUGAACCAUUUAUUUGGGACCAACUUCAGGGAGAUGGAUGCUUUCAUGGGAAGGUCGCAAACCACAAAGGGCAUUUGGUUGGCUAAUUGUGCUGGAAUCGAACCAUGCACAAUUGUUAUGGAUUUGGAGGGUACUGAUGGAAGAGAGCGCGGAGAGGAUGACACCACAUUUGAGAAGCAGAGUGCACUUUUUGCUUUAGCAGUUUCAGAUAUUGUCCUUAUAAACAUGUGGUGCCAUGAUAUUGGUCGAGAACAAGCUGCAAACAAGCCUCUUUUAAAGACAGUAUUCCAGGUCAUGAUGAGAUUGUUUAGCCCACGUAAGACAACAUUACUAUUUGUCAUACGUGAUAAAACCAAGACACCUCUGGAAAAUCUUGAACCUAUUCUCAGGGAAGAUAUUCAAAAGAUAUGGGAUAGUGUUCCAAAACCACAAGCUCAUAAAGAAACUCCUCUUAGUGAAUUUUUUAAUGUGCAAGUUGUGGCUCUUUCGAGUUAUGAAGAGAAAGAAGAACAAUUCAAAGAACAGGUUGCAAGUUUGAGGCAAAGAUUUUAUCAUUCCAUUGCUCCUGGUGGUCUUGCUGGAGAUCGGCGAGGGGUCAUUCCUGCUUCAGGUUUUUCAUUUAGUGCACAGCAGAUCUGGAAGGUUAUCAAAGAUAACAAAGACCUUGACCUGCCUGCACACAAGGUCAUGGUAGCCACUGUACGUUGUGAAGAAAUUGCUAACGAAAAGUUUACUUAUAUGGCUGCUAUGGAGGAGUGGCUGCAACUUGAAGAAGCUGUUCAACAUGAUCUAGUUCCAGGUUUUGGAAAGAAGCUUAGUGUAAUUUUGGACAAGUGCUUUUCUGGAUAUGAUAUGGAAGCUGUAUAUUUUGAUGAAUCUGUUAGAAUUUCGAAGAGGCAACAACUUGAAUCAAAACUUCUCCAGGUACUGUUGCUUCUGAAUGCCGGCAGCAUUUAACUCACAUUCUUGUGCUAUUGCCAUAAACAUCACUGUAAUUGGUACAAUAUGGUAGGCCUGAUUGCAAUGCAAAAAAUGUUCAGCUUUAGAUGGAAAUUAGGUUGACAAUAGUGCUGUUUGCUGCUUUGCUAAGUGUAGGUGCUGAGAUGAGUAAUCAGAAAUAGGUUAUUUUCCAA